UAAAGCAAAUGCUCAGCAGCGGAUGUUUCCAUGGGAGCGCGCAGACUUAUGGGUAAUGCAAGGUGCAGGCGGUACAGCGGCACGCUGAAGAACGACAAGAAAUUGCUUCCGCAGUUCAGUUAGCAGGCGAGGUUAAAUGCUGUGUAAGUGUACGCUGUCGGAAUCUCCUUUUUUAAGUAACAGUGUUUUUGCUAAGUGUCGCAGUAUGAGUCUGAACGAGCAUUCCCUGCAAGCGCUGUCCUGGAGAAAGCUGUACCUGAGUCGAGCUAAACUGAAGGCUUCCAGUCGGACCUCGGCUCUGCUGUCUGGAUUUGCUAUGGUGGCUAUGGUAGAAGUGCAGCUGGACAACAGCUACCCCUACCCACCUGCGCUCCUUAUUGCCUUCAGUGCCUGCACCACUGUGCUCGUAGCCGUUCACCUGUUCGCUCUGAUGGUCAGCACCUGCAUUUUACCCAACAUAGAGGCCGUGAGCAACGUCCACAAUCUCAACUCGGUGAAGGAGUCCCCACAUGAGCGAAUGCACCGGCACAUUGAGCUGGCGUGGGCGUUUUCCACAGUCAUUGGCACUUUGCUCUUCCUGGCAGAGGUGGUUCUACUCUGCUGGGUUAAGUUUUUGCCCAUCAAGCCCAACAAAUCCAGCAACAGCACAGUUUCCUCCGGAGUGGCUGCUGCCAUUACCUCCACCUCCAUUAUGGUGCCCUUUGGUUUGGUUUUCAUAGUCUUCGCUGUGCAUUUCUAUCGCUCCUUGGUGAGCCACAAGACUGACAGACAGUUUGAGGAGCUGGAGGAGCUCUCCAACCUCACCAGGCUACAGAAUGAGCUCGAUAACAGAGGAGAAUCUUCCAUCUUGCAGUCGCCAAGCUCACAUUUCCCAUAGUCGGGUCCAGCUGAUGCACAUCUGUGGUGGAACUCGUGACCCCUUUGGGAAUUCUCCAAGUCAGAAGCCUCGUUAUUGGCUUUUAUGGUUUUUACGGGAAUGAAGAUUAAUCUCACUCUUUAUUGUGAAAUUUAUUUUGUGAAGAACAGUUGUAUUUUUUAGAAAACACACUUGAUUGACUGUGAACUCAUAUAUCCGCCGUGCUGCAUGUAGCUUGAAAUCGGAAAGUCUUAACAGUGGUAGCUGCCUCACUGAUCUCCAACGGUAUGGGAGAGAUGUCUGAACAGUAACCUGGAAUCCUGUCUGUUGCUGCCUGCUGUAUUUAUUUAACCGUCUGUCAGUGAAUACGUCAUUUGUUUAUGUAUAUUACCUUGUGAACCACGUGUAUUUAACCCUUUUCUCCCUUUAUUUACAUGGUCUUAUUGUUUUUGUUUUUUUAAAUGUUCACAAUUUGCAUUCGGAAUGCUCUCUGUUUGUGUCGGCUAAUCAGCUGCCAAACUUACAGUACAACUUCAGUAUGUUUUGCUGUCUCGUUUUGCACAGGCUGUGGUGUUCAAAUAAACACCUUUCACAAAGUGGAGUUAAAAGUUAACGAUCAUAGCAAAAAUCAAAAAAUGUGACUGCGUGUGGAGAGUCUGGUUUGGGCUUCGUGAGGAUGCUGACUUGCCAUAGAUAGAUGGUCUGUCCUUAUAUUACACAGACUUUGCACUAUGGAGCUGGCAGGAUAAAGAGACUCUAAUGUCAGAGCAAGCGAGACAUUUGUGUUAUCACACACUAGAUUAUCUAGAAAAGUAUGCAGUAUAUGUAUGAAAAAGAGCUUAGUCCUAUCUAUUUGCCUUAGACUGCUGAAAUUUUUAUACACACUAACACAGCUUUAUAAUGUCAUUGGGAUUUCUGCUGCAAACUUAAUGUUAAUAUUAAUUGUUAGUGCUUUAUUUUGAAGAGUCUGAGCACUCCACUUGUCUCACAUAUUCUGAACUGGCAUUUUGCCUUUUGUGAUUCAGUCUUGAAGUACAUACUGAGAGCUUUCCAAUUGUGUUUUUAACAUAAAAAGUGAUUAUUUUGAAUUAAGAGUCUGUGUGAGGCUGUAGUCCAGAUGUGGUCAGAGAUGUGUUUACUUAAGCAGCUGGGACAUUGAUAGAUGGCCAUAAUCCAGUUGCUAGUGAAUUCUAAAAAAUUAAAAUAUAAUGAAAAAGAUUUUUGUUUUUUUGUAUUUCUAAAGGGGAAAACAUAUUACACUUAGAGUGACAUUUUAAGCAUUUUUUUUUGUUUUAAUUUUGAUGAGUAUGGCUUGUAGCUCAUGAAAAUCUGAAAUCCAGUCUCCUGAGUUGGCUGACCACUUGCACACAGUAACGGCAGAGUCAGCACACCUUGUUUGGCUCUGUGGGAAGGGGCUGAGUCCUGCUGGAAAAGAAAAUUGGCAUCUCCUUAAAGCUUGUCAGCAGAUGGAAGCAUGCAGAGCACUGGAAAACCCUGGCAGACAUCUGUGUUGAUUUUGGAGUUGAUGUAAAACACAGGGGACAGACCAAAACAGCGGCAGAUAAUACAGCACCCCAAAUCACCACAGACUGCAGAAACUUCACACUGGACUUCAGACACUAUGGAGUCUGCGCUUCUCAGUUCUUCCUCCAAACCUCUAAGACUGUAAUUUGCAAACAAAAUGCAACAUUUGCUUUCGUCUUAAAAGAGAACUUUGGACCGCUGAGCAAAUUCAGUUCUUCAUCUUUAGCCCAGGUAAGACAUUUGUGAUGUCUCUGCUUCAGGAGUGCCUGAAUAUCACUUCCUGAGUCAGCUGUUUUUGACAAUCCUCUCAAUGCUGUGAUUAUCUCUUUUGCACCCUUUCUUGCCACACUAGCAGUCAACUUUUUAAAUCCUGUGAUGCAGCACUCUUGAGAACAGCCAGCCUUUUCAGCAAUGACUUCCUGCGUUCAUGCGCAGUGAUGAUCAUCAUCAUCUAGUCAACUGUCAAGUCAGCAGUCUUCCACAUGAUUGUGGUUGGUGGUAUUGAACUAAACCGUGAG
Messenger RNA from Pelmatolapia mariae (spotted tilapia), 2898 nucleotides. RefSeq names its product ORAI calcium release-activated calcium modulator 1b (gene orai1b). The record is from RefSeq and is a predicted model, not a curated record. The transcript has 2 exons. Gene Ontology annotation, cellular component: membrane. Bases 137 to 877 code for a protein of 246 amino acids. Gene Ontology annotation, molecular function: store-operated calcium channel activity. Lineage: Eukaryota; Metazoa; Chordata; Actinopteri; Cichliformes; Cichlidae. Gene Ontology annotation, biological process: store-operated calcium entry.